Drosophila erecta is the source of this 1605-nucleotide messenger RNA. RefSeq names its product calcineurin subunit B type 1. Gene Ontology annotation, molecular function: calcium ion binding; calcium-dependent protein serine/threonine phosphatase regulator activity. The record is from RefSeq and is a predicted model, not a curated record. NCBI's taxonomy places the organism in Eukaryota, Metazoa, Arthropoda, Insecta, Diptera, Drosophilidae. Bases 465 to 977 code for a protein of 170 amino acids. The transcript is spliced from 3 exons.
GUGCGAUGGUCCAUCUCUAGCAGAAGCUCACAAAUAAUGUACUAACGCAUUGCGCGAUACUUUGAGGACUUCCACCUAUAAGUAUGCUGUGCUAAAGCUGAGAACACCCCUUUACACCCAAAACUGUGCCGUAAAAGUGGAAAAGAUAACGAAAGUGCACAAGUGAAAACCAAUUUGCAGCCGCCUCCAAAAAAAAGACAUAAAAACAGGUGGAAAAGCAACAGCUGUCCGCUUCUGACAGCUGCGCUCUCCGCGCUCUCACACUCCAGGCGAGAGCUAACGGCGAAUACCCUCUCAUUCGCCUGCAGUCGUGUAUUUGCUGUCGAGCGAGUAGAGAGCACUUUUUUGGGAGUUUAACAAUCCAGCGCAACUAUUGUUUAUUUAUGAGAGAGCGCCAGUCUUUGGAAAAUUGAGUUAUUAAACGCCCAGAUCGAGACCAGAGAACCUAGCAACCAAAGGCCAGCAUGGGUAACGAGACCUCACUGCCCAUGGACAUGUGCUCCAACUUCGAUGCGGACGAGAUCCGUAGACUGGGCAAGCGAUUCCGCAAGCUGGAUCUGGACAAUUCCGGGGCCCUGAGCAUAGACGAGUUCAUGUCGCUGCCGGAAUUGCAGCAGAAUCCGCUGGUGCAGCGGGUGAUCGAUAUCUUCGAUGCGGACGGCAAUGGAGAGGUGGACUUCAAGGAGUUCAUCCAGGGCGUGUCACAGUUUAGCGUGCGCGGCGAUAAGCUGUCCAAGCUGCGAUUCGCCUUCCGGAUCUACGAUAUGGACAAUGAUGGUUACAUCUCGAAUGGGGAGCUGUUCCAGGUGCUCAAGAUGAUGGUGGGCAACAAUCUGAAGGAUACACAGCUGCAGCAGAUCGUGGACAAGACCAUUUGCUUUGCGGACAAGGACGAGGAUGGCAAGAUAUCGUUUGAUGAAUUCUGCUCGGUGGUGGGCAACACCGAUAUACACAAGAAAAUGGUUGUCGAUGUUUAGGAGCCACAUAUAAGUACUAUAUACAUAUGUAUGUAGCCAUAUGUAUGAUACUAUCUAUGUAUGUAUGGCUGCGUUCCGUAAUGAGUGUGUGUACCUUCCCUUCCUUGAAACCUGUUCAGCUUUAUAUUAAACGGUCUGUCUGUGAGUCUGUGAGGGCGUUUGAGGCGUGCCAAAAACGUUGCAGUUUACUCAACUUAUUGAUACCUAUCGCAUAUAUAGUACACGUUAUUCUAAACCUGAUCGAUCUCUCAUCCACAGAAUGCAAUAAAUUGUGUCUUAUACUCAUACUUGAAACCACCGGCAACGGACCACUCACCAAAACAAAAAAACCAAAAAAAAAAGAAAAAAAACUCAUCUAUCCUAUGAAUCAUGCUUUCCAUGACUUGUCCCAUUCGAAAUGCCAUACCUGCGAGGUUCGAACUACCCUGCGAUUAGGAUCGCAUCAUCUUAAACUAGUUUGUACUAUAUCCUAACUCUACGUUCAAUUCAAGCCUAACACUUAAGUUCAUCUCUCGACUAAAUGUUGUGUAUAAGAUAUGUAAAAAAGAGAAAGAAAACUACAACUACAACUACAACUACAACUACAAUUAAACACUGUUUAUCGAAAAGCUAAACUCAAAACCCCGAA